This is a messenger RNA of Rubroshorea leprosula, 2414 nucleotides long. Lineage: Eukaryota; Viridiplantae; Streptophyta; Magnoliopsida; Malvales; Dipterocarpaceae. The record is from the annotation of a GenBank genome assembly.
CCCUCAAAAACUACAAUUCAUUCCUUGUUGGAGUGGUUUGUCUGUCUGCUGCAGCUUUUAGGAAGCAUGAUUCCUAAUUUGGUGCAGCCCGUUCCAUAUACUAAUGCAGCAGCAUCUCCAAUUGCUAUUAUACCUGAGGUUCUUAAAGAAAAUAAUUAUGAAAGGUGGAGCAUUUUAAUGCGACACUAUUUAAUGGCUCAAGGCCUUUGGGAUGAUGUUAUUCUAUCAAGCCAGAUUCCUCUUGCCAAAAGUCCAGAGGACUGGAUUAAAAAGAAUGCUUCAGCUCUGUUUGCAAUUAAGAUUUCAUGUGGAGCAGAAAAGUUUGAACAGAUUAAGAUGAUGAAUUCAGCCAAAGAUGCCUGGGAUGCAUUGGCCAGUUUGCAUAAACCACCAAAUGCAGACAAGCACGGAGGAAGUGAAACUGAUAAUGAUAAAUUGCUUACUAUUAGGAACAAGAAAGGAUACAUACCACUUGUGGUCGCGUGUUCCAACAGGAAGAAGGAUAUGUCAUCCUAUCUGUAUUCUGUAACUCCACCUGCGUUCUUCUUACGUCCAGAAAAUAGCGAUCAGGGAACCUUGUUCCUCAAAAACUGUGUACUCAACGUCAUGUUUGAUGUUGGUUUGGAUCUAUUCCUUCGUUGUCCACAAUUGGCAGCUAGCACUACAGAAUCCAUUACUAUUUCAGAAUUGUCUGAAAAUCCUUCUCUACUCCCUAGCAGGGCACCGGUUGACCCUCUUGAGCUACUUUUGUCUAAAUGUCUAUUUAUGGUUAAGCUGCCAUCUCCCUCUGAGAAUACGGAUGGAAGCAGAAAAAAAAUCUUCCGAAUACGUGUAGCAUGGAUUAAAGUAUUAAGUGUAAUACCAAUCGUUCAAGAUAUAUAUACGCACGUAUAUAAUCUGAAGUUAACCCGUAUGUAUGCCAAUUCGGUUUUGCAAAACUGGUGCAAGAAAAUAUCAACCUACAAGGGUGCCACACAACUUGUUGAAAGUGGAACAAUCUCAGCGAUCUUUCAAGCAAUCAAGGAUGGCACACUCGAAAUUGUGAUUGAGAUCCUCAAAUCGAACCCCGAUCUAAUUUGGUGCAAUGAAAACCUUUCAAGAGAAAUACUCAUCUCAGCAAUCAAAUAUCGUCGAGGAGGUAUUUUAGGGUUUGUUUUGAGGCUUGAUGCAGGGAAGAAAACAUUUCUUUCUUUAACAGAUGAAGAUGGAAACAACGUGUUGCAUCUAGUAGCCAAGUUACCAGACUUUCGGAUUUAUGUUACUCUCUCGCCGGCUUGGUUUAUGCAACAAGAAGAAGUUAGAAGCCUCCUUCCACGCUGGUAUGGAGGAGCCAAAAAUCAUUAUGGUCAAACUCCGUCACAAGUUUUCGACGUAGAACACCAACAAUUGACAAAAGAAGCGAAUGAUUGGGCAAAGAAAACUGCAGAUUCUUUUAUUCUGGUACCUGUUUUAAUUGUCACCAUUAUGUUUGCGGCAAUUUUUACAGUUCCUGGCGGGAACAAUCAAGAAACCGGCAUCCCCAUAUUAUUGCAUACAAAACUGUUUUCCGGGUUUCUAGUAUGUGAUGUGGUUUCCCUCUUUACUGCAUCAAUUUCAAUGCUGCUAUUUCUAAUUAUACUCACAGAAUCCUAUGAUACAUUUGGUCUGCGCCGAACGCUGUCCUGGUACUUCCAGAUCGCUAUGUUCUUACUCAUAAUUUCAAUAGUAACGAUGACCUUGGGCUUCGUUUUUGCUCUUACAAUCAUGUUGCCAAGAGUGUGGCUGGUUGUACUAGCUAUAUUAUUACCAUACUAUGUAUUUAACUUCACCAGCCUGUGGAUUUUCCCCACUGCUGUUGAUGUUUAUGGACCAAUGUUAUGGACCAUUUGAAGAAUCUUGUUAGAAGUCUUUGAUGGCGUUAAAUUAUUUGUAUUUUUAUGUAAUUUUGUAAUGUGUGCAUUUAUGUUAUGAACCUUUUUUUUUUCGUGUGAAAAUAUCUGGUUUUGUGACUUUUUUCUUUCCAGAUUUCAUCUAUUUCAACUUUCAUUUUCAUUUUGACUUUAAUUCUUUGAUUGGUUGCAAAGGAAGUGCAAGAAAAAUACGAUAUGAAAAUCUGUUUGGUUGUAGAGACUGUGCACAAAAAUUAAUCUGAAAAUUUGUUUGGUUGCAGGAAAAAAGUUUUCCAACGAGGAAUAUUGUCCCCCUAUAUAUGGUAUGCUUUUCAGGUAAGAACUACAUCAAACUUUGAAAAACUGGAAGCAAGUUAUAGAGUCUAACCCGAUUUCCAGGGAUUUCCAGUGUAGUAGCAUGCUGUGCCAACCAUAGCCGCCUGAACAAUCACGCUAGCUCUCAUUAACAUCUGACCCAAAUGGGAAUUGCCUCACCUAAAACUGAUUAAUCCAGCAGUGAGCACCCCUGCAGUCAUAAGAGCACCU